ACCAUAGUUACUGUGUGGUUAUUUAUUUAACGAAUACCACGAAUCAUAAUUUUUUCAACACAUCGGUCUUUCACGCCGCCAUUCCGAGCAAGGAAGACGUCGCUGGCUCACCUCUGUUCAAAGAUUUUAAUUUUGUCUUUGAUUAAGUCGGCCAGGAAAUAAAACAUGUCCUUCGCUAAAGAUUCAAAAGCCCCCGCAGAUGAGGCACCAAUCCACAGGAUUCGUAUCACCCUGACCAGCAGAAAUGUCCAGAGUCUUGAAAAGGUGUGCGCUGAUCUGAUCAAGGGAGCCAAGGACAAAAACCUCAAGGUUAAGGGUCCCGUGCGUAUGCCCACAAAGAUACUGAGGAUCACCACCAGGAAGACGCCCUGCGGUGAGGGCUCCAAGACUUGGGACAGGUUUCAGAUGAGGAUUCACAAGCGCCUCAUUGACCUACACAGCCCCAGUGAGAUUGUCAAGCAGAUCACAUCCAUCAGCAUUGAGCCUGGUGUCGAGGUGGAGGUCACCAUUGCAGAUGCUUAGGACACUGUAAUGUGAUGUGUCUGUCAAAUGUGGGAUGAAUAAAAAAAGAAAAAGUU
Messenger RNA from Dreissena polymorpha, 578 nucleotides. Its product is annotated as 40S ribosomal protein S20. Gene Ontology annotation, molecular function: structural constituent of ribosome; RNA binding. The record is from RefSeq and is a predicted model, not a curated record. Gene Ontology annotation, cellular component: cytosolic small ribosomal subunit; ribosome. Lineage: Eukaryota; Metazoa; Mollusca; Bivalvia; Myida; Dreissenidae. Gene Ontology annotation, biological process: translation. The transcript is spliced from 4 exons. The coding region runs from base 166 to 522 and encodes 118 amino acids.